UUCUCAAAAUGGCGGACAGCGAGGAAUCGUGUGAUGGCUGCCAGCGCUCCGCGUGUGGGGAUACAAUCCGUUUGUUGUGUGGACAUCUCUUAUGUGCAGAAAGCUCCUAUGAACCAGAUUCCAUGAGUCUGUUGUGCCCUGUUUGUGUGGCGUAUACAUCCACAACCUACGAAAUACAAAGUGACUGUGAAGCCAACUUGAAUGACAGAGACCAGGCCAUGGAUGUUUCUGAUAAGGAAGAGAUGGACAUUACACAAGAAGAGUCUGUUCAAACAAACUUUUGCAAGACUGAUUGUGAAAAAGAGAAUUUACAGACGCCCAGAUCAAAUAACGUGGAUGUUAUCGAUCCCAAGAAUGUUUGCAAAAAAAUUGAAGAAGCUUUGAUCAUUUCAAAACGUGCUUUCCAGCAACUGGAUGAAGCCCUACAGACUGUAAAGAAUUUGGAAGAUAGAAGUAAGGAGGCAAAAGACAGAGCAAUUGAAAUGGUUAAGCAGGAGUUUAAGAAAAUAGCCCUUGAGCUUAGUGCCAGGAAAUGUAAAUUGAUUGCUGAGAUAAAAGCAAAUAGAGAAGUUUAUUCAGGUGAUUUAGCAAAGGCUGUGGAAAACAUCAUGGAGAAGAAAUCCUCUUUGGAAGCAAGAGUUACAAUUGCAAAGACUGUAUUAAAGUCGCCAUCGGAGAGCACAUAUUGCAAUCUGGAUCAGCUUGUUGCACUUUUGAAAGAAAACUUUGAAAAAGAGCGCUUGGUGUCUGAUUCUCUCAAGUCAUGUUGUAAUGUAAGAUUUUGCAUACUAAUCAAAAACAUAGCCAUGUUCCUCAAUGAACCCUGUCACAACCCACUGUGA
Pelobates fuscus (common spadefoot toad) is the source of this 842-nucleotide messenger RNA. RefSeq lists its product as uncharacterized. The transcript has 10 exons. Bases 9 to 842 code for a protein of 277 amino acids. The record is from RefSeq and is a predicted model, not a curated record. Lineage: Eukaryota; Metazoa; Chordata; Amphibia; Anura; Pelobatidae.